GACCACGGAGGCGCGGGGUGCCAGCCAGCUGCGAGGAGCCGCGCGCCCCCGAGCUGCGCCUGUCGGUCAGCCCGUGCGCCCGCGCGCCGCUCGCGAUUCUGAGAGUCCUCCCUGGUGCCGCUUGCCGAGCGUUCUCCCGGCCGCGCACCUACCCCGCGCACCUGCCCGUUGCCUGCUGGCGUUCCAAGCUCCGCUCGAGCCCAGCCGCCCCGGGUCCGAGCGGGGGCCCCGGCUCGGUUCUCACUCCGCGUCCGCCCCGCGCCGCAGCCGGGCCCGGCCGCAGCGCUGCGGAGGGCGGAGGCCGCCCGGAGCCCGGCCGGGGCCGGCACAGCGAUGAUGAACAGAUUCCGAAAGUGGCUGUAUAAACCCAAGAGGUCGGACCCACAGCUGCUUGCCCGGUUCUACUAUGCGGAUGAGGAGCUGAAUCAGGUGGCCGCAGAGCUGGACAGCCUGGACGGGCGCAAGGACCCCCAGCGGUGCACGCUACUUGUCAGCCAGUUCCGCUCCUGUCAGGACAAUGUGUUAAAUAUCAUUAACCAGAUCAUGGACGAGUGCAUCCCCCAGGACCGUGCCCCUCGGGAUUUCUGCGUCAAAUUCCCCGAGGAGAUACGGCAUGACAACCUGGCUGGCCAGCUGUGGUUUGGCGCUGAGUGCCUGGCCGCUGGCUCCAUCAUCAUGAACCGGGAGCUUGAGAGCAUGGCCAUGCGCCCGCUGGCCAAGGAGCUGACCCGCAGCCUGGAGGAUGUACGGGGUGCCCUACGCGACCAGGCGCUACGGGACCUCAACACCUACACGGAGAAGAUGAGGGAGGCGCUGAGGCACUUCGACGUCUUGUUUGCAGAGUUUGAGCUGAGCUAUGUCUCUGCCAUGGUGCCGGUGAAGUCUCCCAGGGAGUACUACGUGCAGCAGGAGGUCAUCGUGCUGUUCUGUGAGACGGUGGAGAGGGCCCUGGACUUCGGGUACCUGACCCAAGACAUGAUUGAUGACUACGAGCCGGCCCUCAUGUUCACCAUCCCGAGGCUGGCCAUCGUGUGUGGCCUCGUGGUCUAUGCAGAUGGACCCCUGAACUUGGACCGCAAAGUGGAAGACAUGUCUGAGCUGUUCCGGCCCUUCCACACGUUGCUACGGAAAAUAAGGGACUUGCUGCAGACACUGACCGAGGAGGAGCUGCACACGCUGGAACGGAACCUCUGCAUUUCCCAGGAUGUGGAGUUCCCCAUCCGGGUGGACACACAGGUGCCCACUGCCCUGGCACCUGCCUUUCCUGCACCCCUACCCCCUGAGGAGCCACUCUCAACCAAGGCCAGAAACUCGGAGGCAGAGCUGGCCUGCUCCAUGCAGUAUGAUGACCAGGAGUUGGAGCAGCUCAGCCGCAUGGUCCACAGGGCUGGGGACGAGAUGUCCUCUCUGCUCUCGCCGCCCAGUGCCUGCCAGUCCCCUGCACAUAGGCCCGGAGCCGAGGGCAGCCCCCAUAGGGAGGCCUCUCCGGGCAGAGCAUGCCUGCAGGUAGGCAGUGACGAAGAGGAACGGGUGUUCUUCAUGGAUGACGUGGAGGGUGCAGUGGAAGCCCCCACCAGGCCCAAGUCCCCUCAGGGUCCAUUUGAGUGGGCAGGCAGUGCCCAGGCUGACCCCCAGGAGAGAGGGCAGGGAGGCCAGAGCAGAGAGGCAGAGGUCAGCGCUCUUGCCACAGAAAAGGAGCAGGACUUGUGCAACAACAAUAACACUGAGGAUGACAACGUGCAGGUGGCCAGCCUCUCAGGCUCCAACUCCUGCAGCUGCCUGGACUCACAGUUGUACCUGGACGGCUGGGAGGUGGGAGCGGACGACGCUGAGACAGCCGAGAUGAUCGCCCACCGGACGGGGGGCAUGAAGCUCUCCGCCACGGUCAUCUUCAAUCCCAAAUCGCCCACCUCCUCGGACUCUGCCGUCGCCACCCAGGAAACCCCAGGCCUCAGCAUUUCCCCUUCAGGGCCUGUGACCAAGGGCAUGGAGGACAGCUCCCACAAACUCAGCACUGCGGCCACCAACUGCCUCCUUCAUUCUUGCGUGUGCUGUGGGAGUUGCGGGGACAGCAGGGAGGACACUGUGGAGCAUUUGCGGGAGAAGUGUAGCCCGGAAAGCAUUAUCAGUGCCUCUUACACCACCGGCUUAGCCAAGGCCGGCAGCAAGGGCCCCGAGAGGCAGGAUGAAGACUGGCCUGUCCCCGAGGGCCCCCUGCCGGCAGAAGACACCUCCGCCAGCGGGGAGCCCAAAGGCCCCACUUCCAACAAGUGCCUGGCACACACCUCAGGUUCCCAGGUGGACACAGCAACUGGGUCUUGGGGAGAGGCCGAAGUGACCAGUCAGCGGCAGGGUUCCAAGGCCAGAGAGCAGAUGGGCAGGACACCUGUGGCCCAGGAGGAGCCUCAGCACCCACUGGGCUCCAGCAACCCCACGACUGGCUCCUGCUCCUCAGACAAGACCAGCCCAGAGGCAGCCCUGGCAGCCACACCUGUCACCCCCGUGACCACAAGAGAGAAGAUCCGGUCCAGGUUCCACGGCAGCCACGACCUGAUCCACCGCCUGUUUGUCUGCAUUUCAGGCGUGGCUGACCAGCUGCAGACGAACUAUGCUAGUGACCUGAGAAGUAUUCUCAAGACGCUGUUUGAGGUCAUGGCCACCAAGCCAGAAACGGAUGACAAGGAAAAGUUAAGGAAGGUCACCCAGACCCUGCGGAGUGCGGCCUUGGAGGACUGUGCAUUGUGCCAGGAGACCCUGUCAUCCUCGGAACUUGCAGCCAAGACCCGAGAUGGGGACUUUGAAGACCCACCUGAGUGGGUGCCAGACGAGGCCUGUGGCUUCUGCACCGCCUGCAAAGCUCCAUUUACCGUCAUCCGCCGAAAGCACCACUGUCGUAGCUGCGGAAAGAUCUUCUGCUCCCGCUGCUCCUCGCACUCAGCACCACUGCCCCGCUACGGGCAGGUGAAGCCUGUCCGUGUGUGCACGCACUGCUACAUGUUCCACGUCACGCCCUUCUACAGUGACAAGGCGGGCCUGUGA
Propithecus coquereli (Coquerel's sifaka) is the source of this 3039-nucleotide messenger RNA. It is a transcript of the gene ZFYVE28, whose product is annotated as zinc finger, FYVE domain containing 28. The record is from RefSeq and is a predicted model, not a curated record. Gene Ontology annotation, molecular function: metal ion binding. The coding region runs from base 334 to 3039 and encodes 901 amino acids. Gene Ontology annotation, biological process: negative regulation of epidermal growth factor-activated receptor activity. The transcript is spliced from 13 exons. Gene Ontology annotation, cellular component: early endosome membrane. NCBI's taxonomy places the organism in Eukaryota, Metazoa, Chordata, Mammalia, Primates, Indriidae.